AUGACACUGUCGUCUCUUGGAACACGAGUGUGUUACAGCAAGGGCGCGAAAGACUCAGGCGCGAGAACAGUUCCAACAUGCUUUCAAAUAAAGGGUCGUCAAGCAGUUUUGAAACGAAAAUUAUAAUUGGGGCUCAAUGGGGAGAUGAAGGAAAAGGAAAGAUUGUUGAUCUAUUGGCUGAAGAUGCAGAUUUAGUUUGUCGAGGACAGGGUGGUAGCAAUGCUGGACACACUGUUGUUGUUGGUGAAACUUCCUAUUUCUUUCAUUUAAUCCCAAGUGGAGUGACAAAUCAAGCUUGCAAAGCUGUCAUAGGAAAUGGAGUUGUUUUGCAUCUUCCGACCUUUUUUAAAGAACUGGAAACAAACACUGCAAAGGGUUUGCAUGACAUGGAGAAACGAAUUGAGAUCUCAAACAGAGCUCACAUUGUUUUUGACAUGCACCAGACUGUAGAUGGUCUUCUUGAAGGAUUGAGAGGGAAAAAGAGCAUUGGAACUACCAAGCGAGGUAUUGGCCCAACUUAUGGAACAAAGGCCUUGAGAAAUGGGAUCCGAGUUUGCGACUUGAUGGGAAAUUUUGAAAUCUUUAAAGAAAGGUUCAAGGCUCUUGUCAGCUACCACAAGGCUGUGUUUCCUGAAUUAGAGGUUGACGUAGAUAAAGAACUGGAGACGUAUAAGAAUUUCGCCACAAGGCUUCGUCCGAUGGUGAAGGACACGGUUCUUACACUGUAUGAUGCUCUACAAAGUGGAAAAAGAAUUUUGAUCGAAGGGGCCAACGCCACCAUGCUUGAUCUUGAUUUUGGAACCUAUCCGUUUGUGACAUCAUCGACCUGCUCCGUUGGGGGUCCACUAACUGGUCUUGGCAUUCCGGCAACAAAAAUUCAAGAAGUCAUCGGAGUCGUCAAGGCUUAUACCACAAGGGUUGGUUCAGGAACCCUUCCGACUGAGUUAACUGAUGAGAUUGGAGAAAAACUGCAGAAAACGGGCCACGAAUUUGGGACUACGACUGGUAGGCCGCGAAGGUGUGGAUGGCUCGACCUUGUCGUUGUUAAGUAUGCCAACAUGGUCAAUGGAUUUACAAGCAUCGCCCUCACUAAGCUGGAUGUGCUAGAUGAUAUUUCAGAAAUAAAGAUUGGUGUUAAUUACUUGUACAAAGGAGAACGUUUACCUGCCUUUCCAGCAAACAUGGAAACCUUAGCUGAGGUCGAAGUCGAGUACAUAACUUUACCUGGCUGGAAAACCAACAUCAGAGAUAUCAGAAAAUAUUCUGAUUUGCCUGCAAAUGCGAAAUCUUACAUCGAAAAAAUCCAAGAGAUUUUACAAAUUCCAAUUAAAUGGGUCGGUGUUGGUCAAAGUCGGGCUGCAAUCGUUCCGGUGAUGUAGAAAUGUUCCUGCUUUUUCUCUGCAAGGAUGAUGGCUAUUGCUUACAAAUGUUUUUAGCUUCUGGGGUCAUUAUAGUCGCAGCAUAUAUUUGUACUACCAAAACUUCGAUAAAAUCGGCCAUAGUUGUAGCACCAUUCUUUUUGCACACUACCAUUCUAUGCCAGGCUCAAUUCCAUAUUGCAGAGCACAUACCUCUCGCCCUGUUAUAGGUCCAUUUUAUCUCAAGCUAAAAAUGGCAGGGCUGUUGGUUGAAAAACGACAGAUAAUAGCAGGGGUGGACAAUUCCGGUAAAAAGGUGGUCCCCCGGUGGGAGGCCAGCAACUCUUUCAGUGGUCUCCCGCAUAUAGCCUGUUGUCUCCCAAAACGGAACUCUGGCGACCGGGGUGGACUUUUCGUGUAAAAAUUUGGUCGCCCGGCGGUUACUCUGUAUAACGAACAAUAAGCGGUCUCCCCCAAAAAAGAGCGGUCAUCCUGGGUGCGUGGGACCAAGAAUUGUCCACCCCUGUAAUAGACGAUGUUUGAUUUGUAUACUUCAGUCACCAGCUGUCCUUUUGCCAGACAAAAACCUGUUUACUCUAUAUUGUUAACGCAUCUUCCCUUGGAAUUUCAAAUGUUUUAUGUACACGCUAAACUUUGGCAGCAAACAUACCAAAAUACACUGGUUAAAAUCUCCGUACCAUUGAUAAUGCUCUGUGAAACGUAAGCAAAAGGAAGAAGACAUCUUAAAUAUUCACGAUGAUUUGCAAACUCAUUUCGUCAUGUGUUAUAUCAGUUGAACAGCUGUUUUGCUACUUUGUUUUCUAAAUAGAAUUCCUGCAAUUAAUAAUCGUAAAAAUGUUGUCGGUAAAACUGAAAAAGCUUUUGUUUGUGUUGUUCAAUUGCCGUAUGUCUGCUGGAUAUUUAUUUAGCUACAUCUCAUAUUUAAUUUUUUUUCCAAUUUAGAUAUAGAAAUUUUUUCGAAAGAUUUGUAAUCAGCACGUCGAGGUUUGAAGAGGAAUAUAAUCGUUGUGUGGCUUAGUGAAGUGAAUCCUUCAAAGCUAGCAAAGACGAUAAAUUGUGCUAUUUUCGUACUAUACUUUAUAAUCUUGCUUAUGGUGUUAUUGUCUAGCAAUUUUGCUAUUUAAAUUAGUAUAAUUGCACCGUAUCUCGCGUAAGUUUUAUUGAUAUACUUUUGUUUUUCUUCAA
This is a messenger RNA of Rhopilema esculentum, 2564 nucleotides long. RefSeq names its product adenylosuccinate synthetase. NCBI's taxonomy places the organism in Eukaryota, Metazoa, Cnidaria, Scyphozoa, Rhizostomeae, Rhizostomatidae. Gene Ontology annotation, cellular component: cytoplasm. Gene Ontology annotation, biological process: 'de novo' AMP biosynthetic process; IMP metabolic process. The record is from RefSeq and is a predicted model, not a curated record. Gene Ontology annotation, molecular function: adenylosuccinate synthase activity; GTP binding.